AUGGAGACCAUCAAGUUAGAUAUCGCUGCGCCUCUGAGCUCCGGAAGAAUAAUUGAAAAUACCAAUGCAGGAGUUGAGAUGUUCUUCUGUGAUGGAUUUUUUCGCCACAAGUACCUGAAUGACAUAACAAAUGGCGAGAAGAAACGUGUCCAAAGCUUACCUGACCUGGUUAGCUACGAGCACUUGCUGGCUCAUGAAUGGACUCACGUUGAUCUUCUUGGGUCUUCAAUCCAGGUCAUGGACCUAGAGGUGCGGAAUCUCGAUCUCGGAGUCCAGUCAAGAAGAGUCUUUGGUGCUCAGUGGGCAAGCGUCCUUGCAUGGUACGGGCCGAGUCUUCCGCGCAUAAACGUCAAGUACAAUGAUAACGGGUUUGAUCCCAAAUAUGCCCCCGACAACACGACGAACGCCCUUGGUGGCCCCGAGAACAUCUCUGGUCCUGGGCUUGGAAUCAUGAAUCCGGAGAAGAAUCAAACCACUGAACAGAAAAAUUGUCAUGCCGCCGCUAAUGAUCCCCGCGAGGUGUUCUGUGACUAUCUUGGAGAGCCCUAUAGCGACUGGCUCAAGGAUCGCGAGAAGCCCUUCACUUCCGAGGGUGGUUGUGAGCUGACGAAGCAAUGCUGGAGCUCCUUUGGUGAUUAUGCGAUCGAUCCAGGUUGCGUCUGUAAAUGUGACGGUGAAAAAACUCCGCUGUCUGACCCUAAGUGUGCUGGGUUCAGAGGAGGUCCUCCUGGAAGUCAUUCGCAUGCUUAG
Messenger RNA from Aspergillus oryzae RIB40, 750 nucleotides. RefSeq lists its product as uncharacterized. NCBI's taxonomy places the organism in Eukaryota, Fungi, Ascomycota, Eurotiomycetes, Eurotiales, Aspergillaceae. The coding region runs from base 1 to 750 and encodes 249 amino acids. The record is from RefSeq and is a predicted model, not a curated record. The transcript is spliced from 6 exons.